Messenger RNA from Monascus purpureus, 354 nucleotides. The record is from the annotation of a GenBank genome assembly. NCBI's taxonomy places the organism in Eukaryota, Fungi, Ascomycota, Eurotiomycetes, Eurotiales, Aspergillaceae.
AUGACUGAGACCUCCGGCCCCGAUCACAUCCCCAUGGCCAACCCUGCCACAGCAGCAUGGGACGUCCCUAUCUCCAGCACCGACCACAGCAAGCUCCUUAAGGGCUUCUGGCCGCAGGACAUGGACGAUAAGUGGGAGCUGCGCGCCGACGGUCCGGACGCGCAGGGCAACUACAUGCUGCGCAUGUACAGGAGCUGGACGGGACGUGAGCAGGUGGCCCUGACGGUGCAACAAACCAAGAUUUCUCGCAUUCAGUGGAUUCAGCGUGACGAAUUUGGGGAGAACGAUGCUAAAGAUUUUGCAAAGGCGAUUUGUCGGGGUCUGUUAGGCUGUGAUUUAGAGGCUUUGUCGUAA